AAUCACGAACAUAGGACAACUUAUUUUUAUAUAUAUAGAUUAUAUAAUAGCUACAAUGUAACUAUAUUAGCUUAUGGUCAAACAGGAAGUGGUAAAACCCAUUCAAUGGGCACCAAUUAUGACGAAACAGAAGAUAUGGGUGUUAUACCACGAGCAAUACACGAUAUAUUUGAUAUAAUUUCAAUGAAAGAAAACUGGAGUUUCAGAGUUACGGUUUCAUUUAUGGAGCUAUAUCAAGAACAAUUGUACGAUCUUUUAACUGACAAAGAACGUAGUCAGUCUAUUGUUGAUAUUAGAGAUGAUGGAAAACAUAUAAAAGUUGCUGGAAUUGUAGAGAAGGAAGUGAUGAAUGGAAAAGAAACAUUACAAUGCUUAGUACGAGGAUCUCUAGGCCGUGCAACUGGUGCUACAGCAAUGAAUGCUCGGAGUAGUCGUAGUCAUGCAAUAUUUACGUUGUGUAUACAUCAAUGCAAAAAAGAUGAUCCUAAUACAGCAACAACUGCAAAGUUCCAUCUAGUAGAUUUAGCUGGGUCUGAACGCAGUAAAAAAACACAAGCAACCGGUGAAAGAUUUAAGGAAGGUGUAAAUAUAAAUAAAGGACUGUUAGCAUUAGGAAACGUUAUAUCUCAAUUAGGCGAUGCUAGCCCUACAUCUUACAUUGGUUAUCGAGAUAGCAAACUUACACGAUUAUUACAAGAUUCUCUUGGAGGCAAUUCCAUGACACUUAUGAUAGCAUGUGUCAGUCCAGCAGAUUAUAAUUUAGACGAAACUCUAAGUACACUGCGUUACGCGGAUAGAGCACGGAAAAUAAAAAAUAAACCUGUGAUAAAUCAAGAUCCACAAGUUUUAGAAAUCAAUAGGUUGAAUAAAGUGGUGCAAGAAUUGAAACUUGCUUUGGUAGGUCAAGAAAUCGGAAUGUCUUGUCCGCUUGAGCAUAAACAGCUUGAAGAAAAUAAUAAGUGUUUGCGACAAAAGAUAAGAGAUUUAACAGAAAAGCUACAUGCAAAUUUGAUAGAAGUCGUAGUUAUGCACGAAAGAGCCGAACUAGCGGAACAAGCUAGAGAAAAAAUUCAGACGGAUAUGCUGAAAAUAUUAGAAAAUUGUAAAGAACUUUUAGAUAAUUUUGAUAAAAAUCCUGAUACACAUACUGAACACCGUACAAAAUUAGAAGCUAUAUAUGUACAAAUUCUUGAUAUACAGAAAGAUCAGGAAAAAACAUCGGAGGAGUUCAUAAAUUGUGGAAUAUCUGUUACUUCAAAAACAUUUACAAUGGACAGUGAUGAGGACUCGAAACAUACAUCUGUAAAUGACACAAGUUCUGAAAAUCCAGACAGUUUAGACGAUUUCGAUAAAAAACAAGAAGAGCAUACUUUGCUUCAAGUCAAAAGGAAUAAUGAAGUACAAGACAUAAAUAAGGAACUGGCUAUUAAGGAAAGUCUUAUGUGCCAGGUAUUGAAAAUACGUGUCCUAUGUCAGAUGACAGUAUUAUCGAUGAUCCUGAUAAAGAUCCAGAUUGGGUACACACACCAUUUUAUAAUCGCAUUCAAAAACUUCAGAACACAACCAAAAACACUUCGCCUGAUCACACGAUACGAAAACGAUCGGUGGAGGGGGAUAUAAAAUGUGGUUGUAAAACAAAAUGUUCUACACGUAUUUGCUUAUGUUUUAAGAAUAAAAUUGCUUGUUCCAACUGUAGUUGUAAUCCAGAAAAUUGUCAAAACAAAGAUAAUACUAAUAUUAAUCGUACUUUGCUCUUACAGUAUAAUGAAGACAAAGAAAUCAAUGAACCAAUAAAAAAACAAAGACUGGUGGAGUACAGUACGGAAGCACAAAUUUAAUUAUAAAUAGUUCAUUUUUUAUAUAAAAAUAAUGUUAUUUCAAGCGAUAUUGUAAUGUAACUCAUUUUACGUUACUUCAUUUUA
Colletes gigas is the source of this 1922-nucleotide messenger RNA. RefSeq names its product chromosome-associated kinesin KIF4-like. Lineage: Eukaryota; Metazoa; Arthropoda; Insecta; Hymenoptera; Colletidae. Gene Ontology annotation, biological process: microtubule-based movement; mitotic spindle organization. The record is from RefSeq and is a predicted model, not a curated record. Gene Ontology annotation, molecular function: ATP binding; microtubule binding; microtubule motor activity.